AUGUUUCGACAAAGGACGAGCUCGCAGAAGCCUGGGGAUGAUCUGCUGGCCAAUUUUAGACAACAGUUCCCUGAGGUUGCCGCUGUCACUUCAUCAGCCGGUGCAGCCCAGCCAGCCAGCACCGCCACCGCUAGCCACCCCGCAGUUGCUGUUUCGGCGCAAGAAACAUCUCAAACUCUAAGCCAUGAGGCUUUUCGCGACCAGGACCCGACUCCUCGGGCAGCAGCGGCCAACGAGCCGUGGAGAUUCACGCCGUCCUUGCUAGACCCGGGCUCGUUUUCUUUUGCCAACUUUCCCCACCAAACCGGCGGGUACUAUACCCCUACCCCAGGAGGCACGAAUACACUUUACCAUCCUACCGCUGGCGACCUCCACACACCCACCCUCGGUCUGGGGAUUGGGGCUUGGGACACCGUUUUCCACCCUUUCAUGCAGCAUCAGCCUCCGCAACCGUCGUUUGCCCCAUCAUCGAUAUUCCGCCAGGAUACCGGGUACGAGACCAUGGACCAAGAUGACUCUCCCAUGAAUUCCGACCCUGCAGAUGAGCAUAUGGUGUCUAUCGACAGCAAAUUCCACGGCCAGUCUCCCAUGGUUGCCUUCCAGACAAGACAGUUUGGAAUGUCCAUGUCGGUUCCUCUCCCGGCGUCUGCGGAAAAGUUCCGCUUCCACACUGCUUUGAAUGCCCCAACAGCCAUGAUCAAGCAUGCCGACGAGAUUCCCGUGACAUAUCUCAACAAGGGUCAGGCCUAUUCGCUCUCAAUUGUCGAUACCAACCCGCCGAUGCCCAUGGCGCCUGGUACCCGUUUCCGCACCUUUGUCAGAAUCUCCUUUGAGGAUGAGCAGCAGAGACAAAAGCCGGGCGUGUGCUGGAGCUUGUGGAAAGAGGGACGCGGAACUAACGAGGCCCAUCAGAGAGGAGGAAAGCUGCAGGCUGUCGAGUACGUUGAGGCUGGACAGCCUUCCGAAGGCGACGAUAAACGGGCCCGUAUCGAGCUGGAGACUGCUUCAUUUGACGGCUUCUCCGUGGUUUGGACUCCGGGCAUCAACGGCGCCGUCGAGUGCAACAUUGCUGUCCGCUUCAACUUCCUCUCCACCGACUUUAGCCAUUCCAAGGGCGUCAAGGGCAUUCCUGUGAGGCUCUGUGCCAAGACACACAUCCUCCCAUCGGAUCCUUCCCAGUCACCACCGCCUUCGUCCCCUGAGGCUGAGAUCUGCUACUGCAAAGUCAAGCUGUUCCGUGACCACGGAGCGGAGCGCAAACUCUCCAAUGAUGUUGCGCACGUCAGGAAAACCAUCGAUAAGCUCAAGCAGCAGAUCGCCCAGGCCGAGAGUGGGAUGAAGGACUUUGGCAAGCGCAAGAGACCCAGCGCAGCGCAGUCCAAGAGCAGCUCGGCAGUCCAGAGACCCGGCAAGGUGCAGAAGCACAAGCGUACCUGGUCCAUGUCCUCAGCCAGCUCUGCUGGAGGCGGUGGCAGACCGAAUCUUGAGGAAGAUUUGCACUUCAAGCUACAGACUCUCCAGGACAUGUUUACCAGCACCCGUCCUGUGAGUGUCCUGUACCUUCGGGGUGACGAUAUUGACGACCCUGAUCUUCAUCCGGUGUCGCUUCCCGGAGAGCCCGUCGAUCUCACCAGGGUGGACACGGACCCGGCCGCUUGGAGAAGCGAACGUAGCUCCAUGGCUGGAUCUUCGCUGGUCUCGCCAUCACCGAGCUCACUUUCUCUUCAUUCACAGGCCUCUGUAGCCGGUAAGCCGAACUGGCAAGACUAUCAGAUUGGUUCCGAUGGUUCCGCACAGGGUGGCAACCAGCCCACCAAGGUCAGGAAGGUGGACGAAGCUGGUCACCUCACGGGGUGGAUUGAGGCCUUGGGCGUUGACUCUUCUUACCGACCACCACAGGAGCGCCCUCCCAAACCUGUCGCGUGUUUCUAUGUGGCGCGACGAAACUUCUCGGAGCCCUCUGGCCAGGAACUGCACCGUGCCGUCUACUUGAUGCAAAGGACGCUCUCCGAUUUUGUCGGAAGACUCUCUGUGAAGUACAACUUUGACGUUGGUAGGGUGAUCCGAACAGUACACGUCUUGCCUCGUGGCAUCGAAGUCGAGAUGGACGACGACGUCAUCCGCGAAAUUCCCGAGGGCCAGGACAUGACACUGGAGGUCAUCGAGACGGGCGGCUGUGGUGUCAAGCGCGAAUGGGAAAUGGCGGUCGACGCCCCUGGGGAGUCUGACAUGCCUUCCCCAUCCAACAACACGGCGCCACAGAGGGGUUAUGAGCUUCGAUUGCGGUAUUAA
This is a messenger RNA of Podospora anserina S mat+, 2292 nucleotides long. RefSeq lists its product as uncharacterized. The transcript has 4 exons. Gene Ontology annotation, molecular function: DNA-binding transcription activator activity, RNA polymerase II-specific; RNA polymerase II cis-regulatory region sequence-specific DNA binding. NCBI's taxonomy places the organism in Eukaryota, Fungi, Ascomycota, Sordariomycetes, Sordariales, Podosporaceae. Bases 1 to 2292 code for a protein of 763 amino acids. Gene Ontology annotation, cellular component: nucleus. The record is from RefSeq and is a predicted model, not a curated record. Gene Ontology annotation, biological process: regulation of transcription by RNA polymerase II.